Messenger RNA from Folsomia candida, 3494 nucleotides. RefSeq names its product catenin alpha. The record is from RefSeq and is a predicted model, not a curated record. Gene Ontology annotation, molecular function: actin filament binding; structural molecule activity; beta-catenin binding. Gene Ontology annotation, biological process: cell migration; cell-cell adhesion. The transcript is spliced from 27 exons. NCBI's taxonomy places the organism in Eukaryota, Metazoa, Arthropoda, Collembola, Entomobryomorpha, Isotomidae. Gene Ontology annotation, cellular component: catenin complex; adherens junction; actin cytoskeleton. Bases 363 to 3101 code for a protein of 912 amino acids.
ACAUUGACUGAGUUAAUACACCUUUGUUAAUAGGAGCAUAUGGCAUAGUCAUCGUAUGCAUAUUAUGAUAUACAUUAAACGGAUCCAAGAAAACGGCAUGAAUAACACAUGUACAUUCGUAUUCGUCAUUCAUUGGAUAAAAGGAUGACGGUGAAGUCAUCAUACUUGAUUGAAAUUGUGCAUUUUCUUGUGUUCCGUGCCUGAGCUACAUACGUUAAGUAUUUGUAUUUAUCAUAAAUACUGGCACUAUUAAAAGUUUUUGCGCUGUUGAAAGUCAUUGAUGAGAUUAUCCGGAAUAACGUGUGAUUUAAAGCUGAAUAUUUGUGAUUAGGCGAAACUCUGUGACCUGAGAAGUCACGGAAAUGCUCCGUCACGGGCACCACGAGAACGAGAUGGUGCACACAAUUGGAGGCGUGCAACUGAAAUGGGAUGCAAAGGAUCUGGAAAUUAAAACCCGUUCCGUGGAAAUGGCUUUGCAACCCUUGGUCAUGAAGGUCACCACUCUAGUCAACACGGAUUCUUCGAGGAAAAAGGGUCGUUCCAAGAGGGCUCACGUGCUAGUAGCAUUGGUGGAAAAGGCCACGGACAACUUUAUCAAAAAUGGGGAACUGAUUGCAAAUGAGAAUCCUGACAUCAAGAAGGAAAUGAUGAUGGCCGUCGACGAGGUUCGAAACAGUGGGAAUAAAAUGACGGAGACAUCCAGAGAGUUUGCCGAAGAUCCAUGUUCGUCUCAAAAACGAGGAAAUAUGGUGCGUUCUGCCAGAGCGUUGCUUUUGGCCGUGACACGCCUCCUCAUUCUUGCAGACAUGGUGGAUGUCCACCUCCUUUUAAAAUCCUUGCGAAUUGUAGAGGAUGAUUUGGAACGGUUGAAAAAUGCUUCCAAUCAAGCGGAACUUAUGGAUGGGUUGAGAGACUUUGGACGAAAUGCAACUGGUCUUUUGCGAGAGGCAGCUAGACGACAGCAGGAACUUCGAGACCCUCAGCAAAGGGACGACCUGGCUGCGGCCCGAGCACUUUUAAAAAAGCAUUCUACAAUGUUGAUGACCGCAUCCAAGGUCUAUUUACGGCAUCCAGAACUUGCAGCUGCUAAAGCUAACCGAGAUUUUGUAUUGCGUCAAGUUUGUGAAGCCGUGAAUACAAUAUCAGAUAUUGCCAAAGGACAAGGGAAUGCAUCCACUCAAACGCAACAAAGUUAUGGACCUGGAGAGCUGGCCGCUGCAUUGAAUGACCUCGAUAAAAAUAUAUAUAUGAACCCGUUGGAGUAUAACGAACGCCGGACAAGGCAAACUUUGGAAGAACAGUUGGAAUCGAUCAUUAGUGGGGCUGCCUUAAUGGCAGAUAGUUCUUCGACCAGGGAUGACCGUAGGGAAAGGAUUAUUGCAGAGUGCAAUGCCGUGCGUCAAGCCUUACAAGAUUUACUUUCAGAGUAUAUGGCAAACACCGGAAAGAAAGACAGAAGUGACGACUUAGAACGUGCAGCCGAACACAUGAACAAGAAAACAAAGGAUUUGCGGCGUCAGUUACGAAAAGCGGUCGUGGAUCAUGUAUGCGAUAGUUUUCUGGAUACCAACACACCUCUUCACAUUCUUAUCGAAGCAGCAAAGGCAGGAAAUGAAAAGGAAGUCGAGGAAUAUGCCCAAGUUUUUAGUGAACAUGCUCGGAAGCUAGUUGAGGUUGCCAAUCUUUGCUGCAGUAUGUCUGACAAGGAGGAUGGGGUCAAAAUGGUGCGUCACGCGGCAUCUCAGAUUGAAAGUCUGUGCCCCCAAGUUAUCAAUGCAGCAAAAAUUCUCGCAGCACGUCCAAAGUCGAAGCCGGCUCUGGAUAAUAUGGAAACUUUUCGGCGUACAUGGGAAAACCAGACUCGAAUUUUAACAGAAGCUGUAGAUGACAUCGUAAUUAUCGACGAUUUACUUGCCGUAACUGAAAACCAUAUAUUGGAAGACGUAAACAAAUGUAUUGCGGCUGUACAAGAACAAGAUCCUGAAACUCUUGACAGGACAGCAGGGGCAAUUCAAGGACGGAUCUCAAGAGUUACCGAUGUCGUUACGUCAGAAAUGAAUGAAUACGAACCUGGCCAUUAUACAGAUUAUGUUUUGGAUGCUGUUAAAGAUUUACGAGAACAAGUGAUGCCAAACUUCGUCACAAAGGUAGAAGUUGCGGUGGACGCACUAUCUUCUAACCCAGCCAAGGAUGUUGACGAAAAUGAGUUUAUUGAUGCUUCAAGCAGAGUUUAUGAUGGCAUUAGAGAAAUUCGGCGAGCAGUAUUGUUGAACAGGGAUGAUGACGAAUUAGAUCCAGAGGACGUAGUUAUCGAUGAACGAACUGAGACAGGAAGCAAAAUUAGUGGGGUGACAGGGAGCCAAAUUGUGGAUGAACGUCUGCAACGCAGGGAAUUAUUGGAAAAGCUGCCUGAAGAAGAAAAGAAAAAGAUUGUUCAACAAGUUGAAAGUUUCCGGAAUGAAAAACAAAAGUUUGACCGUGAAGUUACAAAAUGGGAUGACAGUGGCAAUGAUAUUAUCGUUCUGGCAAAGCAUAUGUGUGUCAUCAUGAUGGAAAUGACAGACUUCACCUGGGGACGAGGUCCACUGAAAACUACAAUGGAUGUUAUCAAUGCCGCAAAAAAGAUUUCCGAGUUGGGUACAAAGCUUGAUAAAUACGCCAGACAGAUUGGAGAUCAUUGUCCAGAGUCCUCCACCAAGAACGAUUUAUUGGCUUACCUUGGUCAAAUUGCAUUGUACUGUCACCAGUUGAACAUUACGUCCAAGGUUAAAGCUGACGUACAGAAUAUUUCUGGAGAUUUAGUGCUGUCCGGGCUGGACUCUGCAACUUCAUUAAUUCAAGCUGCAAAGAACUUGAUGACCGCCGUGGUUGCGACCGUUAAAUGUUCAUAUGUCGCGUCCGCAAAGUUUUCAAAGAAUGAUGCUCCAAUCGGAGGACGUGCAACGAACUUCAUUUGGAAGAUGAAACCUCCAGAGAAGAAACCACUCGUUCGGAAAGAAAGACCUGAGGAAAUUCGUGCCAUUGUCAGGCGUGGAAGCCAAAAGCGGUCCAAUCCGAUCCUCGCUCUGAGUGAGUUCCAGAGGCCCACAGAGGAUGUUUAAAUUGAUGUUUAAUCAUCAAUAAAUCAUGAUACAAAUAUCAUGAAAUGUGCCACAUACCAAUGUGCAACGAAUAAUAGCAAUAUUCCAUCAUUCCUAUAUACAUAUGAUAAUCAAUCUUUAUUCUUUAACAACGGUGCAAAAAAUGAGUGCUGUGCCUUAUGUGCGACAUGUGAAAUUAAUUAUAUCAAUACCCUCCAUAUUUUACACAUUUCCAGUUUGGUAGACAUAAUUUUAUCAAAAUGAGGACAUUAUUUAUGACAGAAUUUACAAUUUUGUAUUUGUACUUAUAUAUUUAAAUAGGUAUAUGUAGCAUAUGUAGGUUAUUUAUCUGCAAAUAUUCCUGUUUAUUACAUUUGGAGAAAUAAAACCUGUUUCGUGGUUUUUGGACAAAUA